Molecule: messenger RNA, 1919 nt
Organism: Exaiptasia diaphana
Lineage: Eukaryota; Metazoa; Cnidaria; Anthozoa; Actiniaria; Aiptasiidae
Product: serine protease inhibitor dipetalogastin
Exons: 3
Coding region: 172-1194 (340 amino acids)
Biological process (GO): cell differentiation; multicellular organism development
Molecular function (GO): protein binding
Source: RefSeq, a predicted model, not a curated record
CAGGCGCAGUAUUGAUUACUAGCCCAGCAAUGAUAGGAAUGGAAGACGGGACAGCCAGGCUGAUAGUCCAUCGAUUAGUGCGCAGCAUCAAGCAGUGAGUAGUCUGUGUUAAAGUCUUCAACCGCUCAGCUUGCUUUACAAAGAAUCCUGCAGUGAAAGUCGUUCAUCGAGAUGACUCGUUUGAUUUUCUUCGCGAUAUUGGUAGUCGUAAUGACUAGUGUCAUGGGCAGGAAAGGAAAGCUGAGAAAGGCAAAAGACUGCCAGGCAAUUCGUUGCUCCAAAGACUUCAAGCCAGUGUGUGGAAGCGAUGGAGUAUCUUACUCAAACAAAUGCGAAUUCCGAAUUGCAAAAUGCUUAGCCAGRAAAGGAGGCAAAAAGCUGCUUAUUCACUACGAAGGCAAMUGCGGUGCUCCAAAAAAGAUGAAGGAAACUGCAAACAAGAAGAAGAGGAACAAAAGACGUCGCAAGACUUGUCCUGCAACGUUCUCGAGGUGUAAAACGCUGAAUUCCACCAGAAACUCUGUGUGUGGCAGCAAUAACAUAACCUAUCAUACUUUUUGCCACUUUAAAAUUAGUAGAUGCAGGUCAGAGCUCGCGGGGAAACCGUUAACAUUGCUGUACAAAGGUGUCUGUGGUAAACCCAGGGUCAAAAUGGUUUGRCCGAUCGAGUCACAGUGRCCUAACAGGAAUAGUCCAAUUUGUGGAGGAGAUGGUAAYACGUACAGAAAUCUCUGUUUUUURCUGAUUGCGAAGUGCGAAGCAAGGAAAAGCAAAAGAAGGCUAAAACUUCAAUACAGAGGAAGCUGCGGAAAUCCCGUUACUCCAAAACCUUGUCCAAAAAGCUGUCCAACAAUCUAUAAGCCAGUGUGUGGAACAGACGGAAAAACAUACAAAAAUGGCUGUGAGAUGGCUCGAAAGAAGUGCGGCCUUGCUAAAGGUCAGAAACGCCAUCUACGGGUGAAGCACAGGGGUWCWUGRGACAACCCAUCCACGCCCAAACCUUGCCUUACGGUCAAGAAGUGUCGACGCAAGAGAGGGAUGCCUGUGUGUGGGACUGACGGCGUGACUUAUCAGAGUAAAUGCCACCUGCGCGUGACAAAGUGUUUAGCCAAGAGAAACAAACGCUCGCCCAUUGCAUUGAAACACAUGGGGAACUGUAGACACGGGAAUGGAGUUGGUGCAGGGAACUUUUGAGUUGAAGUCUUGAUUGUUAAUGUUGAUUAUACAAACUGAACAUGUGCAGCAGGGUUGRACGUAGAAUUAGACAAACACUGGAAAAAAAGGCGCGCUUUUGUGCCAUUUUGUACAAUACACAGGCGUGUAAUCGUCGCUCUUUCAUAUGUGCGCUAUGUAGACCCAAAAAUCCGUUUUUGUGUUUCCUUAUCAGAAAACCUUACAUUUUUGUAAGAAAGAUUUUGUGAAGUAUCUUAAGAAAGAGUAUACUGGGCAAAUCUCUGCAUGUCCCGUCAUACUUUGCUCAAGAAAAUGAUGGAUGUCGCUGCACAUUGCCUUUUAAAAUAUUUUUGUCACAUGCAGGAUAUUUACAAUGUUUUAACAAGAAAUGAACGAGCGGAUUUUAAUAAAUUAAAUAUCUUUAAAAAAUCUUGUCUUACUAACGUUGCGUUUUCAGAUAGGAUGCCUGUGGAGAAAGACAUUUCCACAGGCAUCCCAAGAGAGUUGUUCGGAUUCAUCAGUGUAGUAAUCGGUACGCAACAGCGUUUAUCAGUGUCAAAAAGGGAUCCAGACGUCAUUGAUAAACCUAAUCUUUGACAAGUGCUAUUUACUCGUAUAGUAAUACUGCAAAAUCAAUCGCAUUGUGACUUUUAUAUAUACAUAUUUGUUGAAGUUGUUUUUGUAGAUAGAAUUAAUGUAUUAUUAUUUGAAAAUGUUUGUUUUAUUAAACGGCUUUAAAUCCUUCA